Dovyalis caffra is the source of this 528-nucleotide messenger RNA. NCBI's taxonomy places the organism in Eukaryota, Viridiplantae, Streptophyta, Magnoliopsida, Malpighiales, Salicaceae. The record is from the annotation of a GenBank genome assembly.
AUGUUGGCAUCCAUGGCUACCCAACUCCAAAUCCAAACCCACUUACAACCCUCAACGUUUUCUUCACAAAGCCUCCAGCUUAAACCCCUUAAAACCCCUAUAUUUUCUAUCACACCAAAACCUUCUUGUUUUCACUUAAAAUCCCUUUCUGCUCUCAAAACCCCAGCAAGACUCAAAAUUUCUGCUUCAAGAGCUCAACAAACACUCCCUGUAGAAGAGCAAGAAGAAGAAACAUCCACUGGGAAAGAGAAGCUUGGAGUGGUGGUGAAGCCAAUGGAGAAACCAAGAGUAGUAUUGAAGUUCAUUUGGAUGGAAAAGGUAAUUGGAAUUGCACUAAACCAAGUGAUACCAGGCCAUGGCACAAUCCCUUUGAGUCCCUACUACUUUUGGCCCAAGGAAGAUGCUUGGGAGCAGCUUAGACUAUUGCUGGAAGGCAAGCCAUGGAUAUCACUGAAGCAAAUGCAUGUUCUUCUCAAUCAGGCUACUGAUAUAAUUGAAUUGUGGCAGGAAACAGGUUCCAGUUUAUAG